This is a messenger RNA of Thelazia callipaeda (thelaziosis nematode), 449 nucleotides long. NCBI's taxonomy places the organism in Eukaryota, Metazoa, Nematoda, Chromadorea, Rhabditida, Thelaziidae. The record is from the annotation of a GenBank genome assembly.
AUGCCUGUGGCCAAACGAGGACUUGUCGCUCCACAAAAUACAUUCCUCGAAAAUGUCAUCAGACGCUGUAAUAGUGCCGAUACCAGCUUCAUAUUAGCAAAUGCUCAAAUAGUUGAAUAUCCUAUUGUGUACUGUAACGACGGCUUUGCUAAAAUGGUUGGAUAUUCGAGAGCCGAAAUUAUGCAAAAGCCAUGCUCACUUUCUUUCAUGCACGCAGAUUAUAGUGAGCCAGAAGCAGUAAAAAAGAUUCAGAAUGCUUUAGAUUCAUGUCGAAAUGAGCAAACUGAAAUUGGUUUAUGCAAAAAAAACAAAAGUCCAUUGUGGCUUUUGGUGCAUAUUGCCCCAAUAAAAAAUGAUCGUAAUCAGGUCGUACUCUAUUUAUGUCAGUUCAGGGAUAUCACACCUCUUAAGCAAUCACUUGAUGAUGAAAAUAAUAAAGGUAAUUAAUU